This is a messenger RNA of Chrysoperla carnea, 2183 nucleotides long. RefSeq names its product apoptosis inhibitor 5 (gene cass). Lineage: Eukaryota; Metazoa; Arthropoda; Insecta; Neuroptera; Chrysopidae. Gene Ontology annotation, molecular function: RNA binding. Gene Ontology annotation, biological process: negative regulation of apoptotic process. Bases 87 to 1715 code for a protein of 542 amino acids. The transcript has 7 exons. Gene Ontology annotation, cellular component: nucleus. The record is from RefSeq and is a predicted model, not a curated record.
CUAAAAUAUUAGAAUCGGUGUUUUAAAAAUACUUAAAAUUGUGAUUUUAAAUUAUUAUCAAGAGAUACGUGAAUGAAAUUGUUAAAAUGACGUAUACAGUAGAUCAAUUAUAUUCAAAUUGUGAUGAACUUACAAAUGCUAAAGAUAAAAUCAGUGAACAUCCUGAUAAAUUUCAAAUUAUUAUUGAUGCUGCUAAAAAUGGACAAGAUCCAAGUGUUAAAAAAUUAGCAUCUCAACUUAUUGGACGCUUUUUCAAACAUUUCCCCAGCUUACAUUUCCAAGCUUUUGAAGCAGUUUUUGAUUUGUGCGAAGAUGAUGAUGUCAAUAUACGGAAACAAAGUAUUAGAGAUCUGCCAAAUUUAUGUAAAGAUAACAAAGAAAAUACACUACGAAUAGCUGAUAUUCUAGCGCAAUUACUACAGAGUGAUGAUCCCCAAGAACAAAAUAUUACUGCAAAUUCAUUAAUCGCUGUAAUUACAUCUGAUGCACCAAGCGCAAUAAAAGGUAUCUUUCAACAAAUGGAAAUAGGCGAUGAAUUGGUUAAAGAACGUUGCUUUAAAUUUUUAUCAACAAAAUUCAAAAUAUUGGGCAAAGAAAUUAUUACCAAAGAAGCUGAAGAUGUCAUUAUUGAAUACUGUAAAAAAUUCUUAGAGAGUGCAACCGGUGAAGAAUUUAAAAUAAUAAUGCAGCUAUUAAAUAACACACAUUUACCAAAAACUCUAAUGGGUCAACGUGAAAUUGUAAAAUUAAUACAAAAACAUGCAGAUUUAGAUCAACCAUUUGAUCUACACGAAUCAAACAACUACAGUUUACAUAUGAUUACAUUAGCUGUAAAUGCCGCAUUACCAUAUUUAUCAUCAAGUGUUGAUUCAAAUGCAUUUAUGAGGUACAUGUGUGAACAAGUAUUACCACAUUUAGAAGAAAUGGAAUCAUUAGAAAAUGGUGAAAGUGUACAGGUUGCCAUUUUACGGCAAUUAGCUGAAUUAGCUACUUAUACUACCAAUUAUGAAAAAGUUGAUGAAUCAAUUGAAUCACUUUUCAAAAAAUUAUUGAUAUAUAUGCCCGCGCCGCCAACUAAUGGAGAUCUUGAUACAUUUCCAAAACAAGAAUUUUCAUUUGUCGAAUGUCUAUUAUACGCUUUUCAUAAACUUGCCAGAUUUUCACCGCAGUUUUUAACAAAUGAUGAAGAACGUUUAAAAGAUUUCAAAUUACGUUUACAAUAUUUUGCCCGUGGUCUACAAGGAUGUAUCAAGAAAUUAAAUGAAAAACUAUCAUCAGAUGAAUCAUUAAAGAAAGAGAAACAACCAAACGAGUUGUUACAAAUGACAUCAAAUAUAAAUACGUUAAUCAAAGAUAUAUUUCGAAGUCCCCCAAUAUAUAAAGCUAAUAUUACCUUAUCGUGGAAAGACGCUGAUGCAACAUCAAAUAAGACGGUAGUGAAAACUGCACCUGAAACAAAUGGUACCUCAGUAAAUCGUCAAAAGAGGCAUACACCAAUUACAUUUGAUAGUGAUUCAUCACCAAAUAAGAUUUCACGUGGAAAUGGAAAGCCUACAAGUUCUGAACAGCAGAAAAUUUAUACACCACCAUCUGGGAAAUACAGUACAAAAGUAUCUGGAUAUGAUGGUAAUCGACGACCAGGUCGUGGAAGUCGUCCAAAUGUUCGAGGAGGAAAGCCAAGUUAUCGGGGCUCUUCACGAAAUUGGAGGUUUUAAAUGCAAUAACCAUAAACCAGGAACAAAUCCAAGUCAUACUGUAUAUAUUAUUUAGACUACAAGUGUAAUCUUUUUUUAAAACCUCGUAAAUUUUCUAAACAGCAAAAAAUGCUAACAAUUGUGUAUAAUUUAAAAGAAGAACAUUUACUUAAAAAAAAAAGUGAGUGAGAAAUGUUUUUCGAAAAUGAUUAGCAGUUGGAGAAUUUUAGUUAGAAAAGCGUAGAAAAUUAUUCGACUUCGUUUACGUCAUUUACAUCGUUCCAAACAUGAAUUUUUUGAUUCAUAUAUGAAAAAUUUUGGGAACAUACAAUGGGAAAUAUUCAUUUUAUAAAAUGAUUUUAAACGUCCAAAAUUAUUUUGAAUUUUAAUUCAAAUAUAUUCCGAUCCGUAAAACACAAUACAAUCCUAUUCAAAACAAGGAUUUACACAAGGAAACCUACUCAAACAAGGAUUUACAAAAAUACAAAA